AUGCGUUGGUAAAUUACAUGGGCGCUAUCAUGAACUACAUGCAUGUCUAUACAUAGCAUUUCCUUUAAUCAUUGUCAUUAAAUCGUUUAAUAAAUAAUGCCGACUACAUGCAAUCAGAUAAACAUUGGGCGUAGGCGACCAAGUCAAGCCCCAAUUCAUGUUAUGCAUGCAUAAACAUGGACACAUGCAGUAAAUUACCAUGACGGAUAUCUACUUAUUAUUAUGAACAUCAUUAAGAAAAAACGUACUCCGAAUAAUAAUAUUAUACCAUCUUGCAAACUCAAGAUAAUUAUGAGUUAUUUAACGAAAACAAGAUACAAAUGCUGGUGGUGGAUAUUUCGACUCCAUUUGGAUUCAAAAUCUACUAUUACUAUUAUUAAAGUUGAAAUAACAUGAACAGGUCACUUGUCAAGCUAUUCGUGUGAGUAAAUUUCUAAUUGGUCUUUCCGCAUCUGAUAAAUUAGCGCGAUAAUUGGUAUGACAAUCUGACAGGAAUAUCGGUCGCAAAAUUAUAUUUUGAAAGUGUAAUUUAAAAAAAUAUAAUGUCUUAAAUACGUCCUAAUGAAUUAUUUUCUUAUUAAUAAUUAAAUUUCUUAUUAUUUUCUUUCAUGCGUUUCUGAUUUGUUUUAUUUUACAAUGUUUCGUUUGACAUUCUGCUUGCUUGCGUGCAUGUAUGUAUGCGUUGUAGAAUGUAUUUGGCACAUAGUGCAGUCUGCAGGAAAUUCAUUAUUGUUGGUAGCCAUCUGAUCUGGUAUUCUGCUUUAUGUCAUUCGUCAUCAUACCUUGCCUUUGCCGUCGGGCAUUAUACAUUUAAUUAAAGCGUCAUACUGAACGAAGGAGUUUUUCAAAUGACCUAUCGCUGUCAAUGCAAGAUCACUCUCUCAGAUUAAAUACUUUGAGUUAUAUUUUUUGAUAAAAUACAGGACAUAUUGAACAUUGUUAUUGACAAUAACUUGUGUUGUACAAUUUGGUAAGUGCAAAUCACUACAUUUUAAUAUUAACAUGCAUACACUUUGCGUUAUAAUUUUAUUUCCUUUCAUGGUUUAAUUCAUAUACGUUUGGUUCAUUGCUUUUAGCCAAGACGUUCUAGAGGAACCACGAUUGUGUCGCGAAGGACAUGCUUUUUGCAAAAGUUGCAUCGAAACCUACUUGGUUGAGCAUCACAACAGGUGUUGUCCCAACGAUCGGAGUCCACUGUUGCCUGUAGAUCUAAGGCGAAUCUUGAAUCUUCAAGGAUAUUUGGAGAAUCAAGAAGUUAGGUGCCCGGAGAGGAAUGACGAAAACGAAGAUACAUGCUCUUGGGAAGGACAGCUUUCAGCAGUAAGACAGCAUCAACAAGAGUGCUUCUAUGUUGUAGUUGGCUGUCGCUACACUGGCUGUGGGCACCGAUGCCAAAGACAACUCAUAGCAGCUCACGAAACCGAUUGUGACUAUGCAGAUGCAAUAUGUCAUCAAUGUGGACAGCAAGGGCUUCGGAGAAUGGAUGUGGAUGGGCACAUUUCUUUCUCCUGUGCUAUAACAAAUAUCGAUUGUCCACUAUCGUGCCAUUCUAGUGUAGAAAG
Messenger RNA from Paramuricea clavata, 1562 nucleotides. Lineage: Eukaryota; Metazoa; Cnidaria; Anthozoa; Malacalcyonacea; Plexauridae. The record is from the annotation of a GenBank genome assembly.